AAUGGUUUAGAUCAGGAAACAAACAAACCUCACAAAAUGGCUUCACAAAAGUGCGUCUCCAUGGGCUUCUUGCUUCUAACAUGUUUAAGUCUUAGUUCUGCUCAUAGGCUCCUCUUAGACUCCUAUGACCCUCGCAUGCCAAAAGAAUCUAUAUCCAACUUGGCCGGAGGCGGUGGCGCUGUAGGGAUUAUGGGGAUUACGGGUAUGGGUACAGGUAUGGGUGUGGGGAUUGGCUAUGGAAGCGGCUCAGGUUGGGGUGGUGGCUUCGGAGGUGGCAGGGGAUACGGGGUUGGCAGUGGUCAUGGUGGAGGCGUGGGGAUCAUUGGUGGACCUUGGCAGCCACCCUACCCUGGAUUUGGGCAACCUAUUUAUCGGCCAAAGCCUGUACCUGUUUAUAAAUCUGUGCCUAUUUAUGAGCCCUCACCUGUGCCUAUCUAUGUGCCCACGCCUAUGCCUGACAUAGGAUGUGGGACUUGCCGCCCUGUGCGCUCUUGUGCCUGCCCAUGUCAAGGAUCAGGCGGGUGGGGUGAGCUUCAAUCACAUAGCAAGAGCGCGGCACAUCUUGAACCGGAAUUAGCUAAAAGUACGGGUAUACCCAGUGUCGGGAUUACAGGUAUGGGUACAGGGUCCAUUGUCUUGCAGCCCCCAUACAACCCGUACCCCAGUGUGGGCUCUUGUACGUGCCCGUGUCCGGGAGAAGGUGGGUGGGGUGAGCCUCAAUCACAUAGUAAGACUGCAGCACAACUUGAGCCCGAAUUUGCUGGAAGAAUGGUGAUGCCCGGUGGCAGGUCCAAUAUUGGAGCCAACAAUGAUCCCAUAAGUUCUAAUGCCCCCAAGGAAGAUCAGGAAGCCCAUCGGGCCCGCAGUCGUUAUGGGCCGUUUGAGUUCGCAACGAACGACAGUGAACCGGCGCCACCGGAUGAGUCAGCCCCGGAAAGGAAUGAAAGGGAGGAUCAGAAGGUGACGAAGGGCAACCACAUGGUGGUUGGCGAUCCGAGAACAUAAAUCAUUUGCUAUCAAAUAAGUCGCUUAGAAGGCACAAGUUGAGUACAAUAAAAAGUUGAAAGCAAAUGAAAAUUUAGCUUAUUUCUCUCCUGUUUUAAGCCGUGUCAUUGUGUUUAUCGAAGCAUUAAAUAAACUGGUACUUUUAAUCGUCAAA
Messenger RNA from Rhododendron vialii, 1159 nucleotides. RefSeq lists its product as uncharacterized. The coding region runs from base 37 to 1005 and encodes 322 amino acids. The record is from RefSeq and is a predicted model, not a curated record. The transcript is spliced from 2 exons. NCBI's taxonomy places the organism in Eukaryota, Viridiplantae, Streptophyta, Magnoliopsida, Ericales, Ericaceae.